Messenger RNA from Cimex lectularius (bed bug), 2012 nucleotides. RefSeq names its product ras-related protein Rab-39B (gene Rab39). Gene Ontology annotation, molecular function: GTP binding; GTPase activity. Lineage: Eukaryota; Metazoa; Arthropoda; Insecta; Hemiptera; Cimicidae. The record is from RefSeq and is a predicted model, not a curated record. Gene Ontology annotation, cellular component: Golgi membrane. The transcript has 3 exons. Gene Ontology annotation, biological process: Rab protein signal transduction. Bases 105 to 761 code for a protein of 218 amino acids.
AUUUUUUUCGCGCAGCAACAAAAUACAAGGCGCAGUUUUUUCUCACAGUUCUGUUUAUAUUCGUCCGAUUUUGUAUAAAUGAGCUUAAUAGCAAAUGGUGUAAAAUGGUAGAGCCGAUAUUCGAUUAUCAAUUUAGGCUGAUCCUGAUUGGAAAUAGCACGGUUGGAAAGAGUUCUCUUUUGAAAUACUUCACCGACGGAAAAUUCGCCGAGAUUUCUGAUCCUACUGUCGGUGUGGACUUUUUUGCCAGACUCGUUGAAGUGAACAACGGUACAAGAAUAAAAUUACAAUUAUGGGACACAGCCGGGCAAGAAAAAUUUCGAUCCAUCACCAAAUCUUACUACCGCAAUUCAGUGGGUGCCCUCCUUGUUUAUGACAUUUGCAAUCGUUCGAGUUUUGAGAGCAUCCCCCUUUGGAUGAUGGAGGCCAAGCGUCAUAUAGAUCCCCAUGAGCCCGUGUUUGCUCUGGUUGGUUGUAAAUUAGAUUUAGUGAAAGCAGGGAUUGAGAGGGAAGUGUCAGAAGAGGAGGCUCAACGUUUUGCUCAAAAGCACGGAAUUUUCUACGUUGAGACGUCGGCAAAGACAGGUCUAAAUGUCGAAGAGGCGUUUAGGGCCGUGACCCAACAGGUCUACAACAGGAUACAGUCUGGUGAAUACAAAAUCGAAGAUGGCUGGGAUGGGAUCAAAACAGGCUAUGCUCGCCCAAGCGGGAUGGAUUUUAAUUUCAUCGAAGCUGACACAGCAAAAUCAACUUGUUGCUAAACUUUUUAAAUGAAUAUCUAUUUUUUAUUUUUAAAUAUGUACUCAAAUGUUGACUUUUUGUCAUGUAUUUACAUACCCAUGUUUUAUCACUUUCUAUUGUGAAAAUUUAUAUUACAAAUUUAUAAUUAUGUUAUCUUGCCAAGAUUAUAUGGUACGUUAAUUUAUAAAAUCUGACUUGAUUAAUCUAACAUAAAUUUUGGUUGACAUUUCGUAUAUCAAAAAAAUAUCUUAUAUAUAUCAUCACAUCCCUUCUACAACUUAAAAAAAUUCAUUUUGUGAUUCAAAAAUUAAAUGGGGUCUUAUUUUUAGUUCUAAUAACUGUACAGAAAUGUACAUACUUUUAUUUUGUGAUAUUACAUUAGUCGUGUAUUUCUUUUUGGAAAGUUGUCUUUGAUGUAAACCACAAUUUUUUUUAAAGUAUUUUCAGAAUUGCAAAAUGAUUACCAUUAAGAACGUAGAAGACUGAUAUUUAACGGCACAGUUACUCGGAAUGUUUAUAUUUAAAUAAGUAGCCGUAAAAUAAAAUGAUCAUAUAAUUAUACUCAAAUAUUCAGUCAUAUGUAGAAAAAAUUAGGUCUUAGGAAACAUUAAUGUCGUUAGAGCUGUAAUAUAUAUUUUUGUUUCUUUAUAUUUGUAAAUUAUUUAACAAAACAAUGUCUGCCUAUUUUCCUCGUUCAUUUACUUUGAACAUGGUAUAGUCUUACCUUCUAUUUAUAAACAUAAAAUACAUUUCUGUUUUAUUAUAUCUAGCAUUAUUAUUUUUUGUUAUGAAAUGUGAGAAAAUAAACAUGUUUGUGACAAAUUUAUUUUACCUAUCCUUUUGUGGUAUAUGCACGUUGUUUAAGUUUUGUUGAUCAAAUAUGUAUUUUUAAGUUUACAAAAAAAAAGCAAAAGAGGGUAUAUUAAUUUUUAAUUUAUUAUUGUUAAAGAUUAAUGUUUUUACCUAACAAAGAUAUUUUUUGUUACAAUUAAAAACUAAACAAAGAUCAGAAUAAGCAUUUAUUUAAAUAAACAAUUUCUUGGCACUGUAUUCAACAUCUUGAACCAAAUAUUUUAGAAAGGUCUCCUAAAAAAACAUAAAAAAAUAUAUUUUUAAAUUUACACUGUAGCUAUGUUAUUAGUACCUUGAUUUGUUUAACUGAGAUAGCAGCUCAAUUGUUUUUGAAGGUGGAGUAAACGAGUGAAUUUUAUUUCUAAGUGAACUGUAAAAAUAUAACAUAGUUUAUAAAUUAAAGUAAUGUUACUUUGCAA